Messenger RNA from Theileria equi strain WA, 5133 nucleotides. Its product is annotated as splicing factor 3B subunit 1, putative. The coding region runs from base 1 to 5133 and encodes 1710 amino acids. The record is from RefSeq and is a predicted model, not a curated record. Lineage: Eukaryota; Apicomplexa; Aconoidasida; Piroplasmida; Theileriidae. Gene Ontology annotation, biological process: spliceosomal complex assembly. Gene Ontology annotation, molecular function: mRNA binding. Gene Ontology annotation, cellular component: U2-type prespliceosome; U12-type spliceosomal complex; U2 snRNP. The transcript is spliced from 4 exons.
AUGGGCUCAGAGGACACCUCCAGAGACCCCUCCGAGAUGGAGGACGACUAUAUGGGCAAUAAAAAGAGUAUUUACGCAAGAGAAGAUGAUUAUAGAAGACAGAGGCUCAAGGCUAAGCUUUCACCAGAGCGGUUUGAUCCGUUUUCGGAUAAAACACCUGGUCCGGAAGUACGUACCUAUGCAGAUAUCAUGAAGGAAGCAGAGAUUGAAAGACAAAGAGCUGAAAUCAGUAGACAUAUAGCAAAACAUGGAAUGAGUGAAGAAGUUUCAGCAGUAGUUAGCAAGAGGAGAACCUCAAAGUUUUCCUCUGAGGAUAGGUGGUCCAGUGAUGAUGUCCCAGAGACUCCUACGCCACUAAAUGGAGCUACCCCUGGUUAUGGAGAGACACCAAUGUAUGGUGAAACGCCUGGACCAGAAAAGAAGAGAAUGUCCAGAUGGGACAAGACGCCUCAAAUGGAGGCAAUGACUCCAGGAGCUACUCCAAUGGGUCUUGAAGGCCUCACUAGGAUGGAUGAACCAGAGAUUAAAAAGAGGGAUGAAAAUGAGGAAAAGGAACGAUUUUGUAACUACAAAAUUUAUAAACAUAAACUUCCGGAAGGUGGUGAGUGGUCACCAACUACUUACGAACUAAAGGCUAUAAAUCAUGGGAAUAAUAAGCAAGGGGGAUUUAGUCAGGUUGGAUUUAAAGAUCAUAAGACAGUGGAAGUGCUAUACUGGUUAAGUGAUAAACACAAUUCAUUUCCACUGAUAAUUGGUCUAGGUACAUCAAAUUUAACCUAUUAUAAGCGAAAAAAUGACACUAGUAACAGAUGGGAAAGUGUUGAAAGGGUUGUAUAUCCAGCUACUUUAUCAGACUAUGAGAGAGUGCUAGGUGAACUCAAUGAGAAGUUCAAAAAUCUGGUAAUCAUACAACUUCAAGCAGAAGCUGAUAAAGGUUACUGUGGUCAUCCUUCUGUUAAACAAGGAGAGCCCCCUCCAAAGGAUUGUGGUUCGGAGUCAGUGAACAUUCCUACUGUGCAGGUGACAUGCUCUGAUUAUAAUAAAGGCUUUGAUAAGUAUACCCAUACAUUUGGCCCUGGUUCUCCAAUGAGAGUUCUCUCAGCUGUAUACGGCAGCAAUGUAUAUUCAUUGGGGAAAAGGGAUAUUUCUAAACAAUAUCAGGAGGUUAAUGUAUAUUACUCUUCAACUGACAGAGAUAGGAUUAAACCAUUAGUCAUAGGACUAGUGCCCUUUAGUGGAGUGCAAUACGAGUAUUACACAUUUGAAAAUACGUUAAACAGAGCAAAUGGCAUAACCAAGACUAAUAUCACUAGUCAUCUAGAUAAACAAAACUGUACACAAAACAAUAUUGUUGUAGCAAAUCUAUCCAAUAGGGGUAGAUAUUGCUGUGGAAUGAAUGGGCAUAAUAAGAUUCAAGUCUUCCCGAACGCUAACCACGUUCCUGCCGGAUAUGCUUCAUAUAUACACCUUCCAAAUGGUGCUACUUUUAAUGUUCACAGGUUUACAGACGGAAGUAAUACUCACACUUUUCCAAACCUUUCUGGACGAAUUACCGGGAUUUAUGCCUACUUCUGUGGUAAUGACCUCAGCAAGCCACUAUUGCUAUAUGUGAACCAAGGAUCAGGAAGUUCAUGGUUGAGAACUGUUGGAAGAAGUGACACUUGGGUAGACACUGGUCUGAGUUCCCUAAAAAGCCACGCACCAAGUUCUUCUGGCAUAACAGAUUCCAUUAAGCAAGAGCUUAACAAAAUUUGCAAGGAACUUCGAAUUGUUGGAUGUCCACAUGCAAGUGAUACUUCUACUACUGCUGGACAUGGAUCCCCUUCAGGUGGCAGAGGCUCGGGUGGUUCUAGCGGUUCUAGAGGUGGUAGUAGAAGAGGUGGGCCUUCUGGAGCUCAAGGACCUAAAGCUGAUGAAGAUGGUGAAAAAGAAACUACUAAAAAACAAGAACUUGUUGAUCAACCUGAAGGUGGUCAAGAAGAAUCUGGUAGUAGACAAGAUGGUGUUGGUCCACCUGGUGAAAAAGGUGAUAGAGGACCUAAGGGACCUGAUGGUACUCCUGGUCAAAAGGGUGAAGAUGGUGGAGGUGGUGAAAAUAAUGAAGAUGGUGAUGAAGUAGAAGAGGAAGAUACUGCUGGUAUUGGACCAAGCUCUGCUAGUCAACAGGACAUUGGUAAGAAGAUAGCCGAGUUUUUUAAAACUCACGCCGCUGAAAUUGGUGGUGGAGCACUAGGAGGCUUUGUUGCACUAGGAACUGUUGUUGGUUUAGUAAAGAAGUUUUGGGGUUAUGGUAUAUCAACUCCGCUAACUCCUCAAAUUACUAUCCCGGAAUCUAUGCUCAAGUUCAAGAUUCAGAUGGGUGUAGGUGACAGAAACAGAUACAUGACAGAUGACGAAUUAGAUGAGCUACUUCCGGUUGAGGGAUACGAAAUUGUACAGCCACCUCCAGAUUACACACCAUAUAGGAGAGCUACAAGUGCAUUUGCUCCUGCUGCUACACCAGUUUUUACGAUCCAAGAAGAUGCUAGAAAACCUUAUGAUAUUCCAGGAACACCAUCCUUGCUACAAGAUGUAGAAAUUAAGGCAGAAGAUCAACACUUUUUCGGAAAACUAUUCGAUGAUGCCACUGAGGAAGAUUUAACGGCCGACGAAAUUACAAAUCGCAGAAUCCUUGCCCUGUUGCUAAAGGUUAAAAAUGGAACUCCGCAAUUGAGGAGGCAGGCUUUACGUCUUUUAACAAGCAAAGCGCGGGACUUUGGUGCCAAGGCACUGUUUGAAGCUAUAUUGCCCCUUAUGAUGUCGAGUUCUCUGGAAGACCAGGAAAGACAUUUGAUGGUGAAAGUCAUUGACAGAAUUCUGUACAAACUUGAAGACUCCGUGCGUCCACACGUCCGUAACAUUUUAACGGUUAUAGAGCCUCUGUUGAUCGAUGAGGACUACUACGCGCGUGUUGAGGGGCGUGAAAUUAUUUCCAAUCUCACAAAAGCGGCGGGUCUUGCCACUAUGAUUGGUACUCUCAGACCUGAUAUUGAUCAUGCCGAUGAAUAUGUAAGGAAUACAACUGCAAGAGCCUUUGCGGUCGUUGCAAGUGCAGUGGGUAUCCCAUCUCUAAUUCUAUUUUUAAAGGCUGUUUGCCAAUCUAAAAAGAGCUGGCAAGCGCGUCACACGGGUAUUAAAAUUGUCCAGCAGACUGCAAUUUUGGUCGGAUGUGCAGUACUUCCACAUUUGAGGCAAUUGGUAGAAAUCAUUGCACAUGGUCUCCAGGAUGAACAACAAAAGGUUAGAACAAUUACGGCACUUGCAUUGGCAGCGUUGGCUGAGGCUAGUGCUCCUUACGGUAUUGAAGCAUUUGAUUGUGUACUUAGACCUCUAUGGAAGGGUAUCACAGAGCACAAGGGAAAGGGUCUUGCCGCUUUCCUAAAGGCCAUUGGAAUGAUUAUCCCACUAAUGGACCCGUACUAUGCCAAUUAUUAUACUAGAGAAGUUAUGCUCAUUUUGGUAAAUGAAUUCUCCACCCCGGAUGAAGAAAUGAAAGCAAUUGUUCUAAAGGUCGUUAGACAGUGUGUAGCUACUGAAGGUGUCACUCCAGAUUAUAUCAAGAGUGAUAUUUUAGGCCCAUUUUUCCAAAAGUUUUGGAUUGUUAGGAAUUCUCUAGAUACAAAAAAUUCCGAACUCUUGGUUGAGACAACUGUUGAAAUUGCGAGUAAAGUUGGCGCUUCUGAAGUUUUAAAUCGACUUGUAGAAGACCUAAAGGAUCCUUCCGAGCCAUUUAGAAGAAUGGUUGCACAAGCUAUUGAGGCUGUGCUUAUACAGGCUAUUAGACCCACAGACGAACGUGAAGGUUCCAAUACUGCGAUCCUGGAAAUUGAACAAAGGCUAGAGGAAAUGCUCGUUGAUGGUAUGUUAUAUGCUUUCCAGGAACAGGCUAGUGACGAUUCUGGUGCCCUUUUGGAUUCAUUUGGUACCCUUGUGCAUGUUUUAGGACUAAGAGUACGUCCAUAUCUACCACAAAUAACUGGACUUGUAAGGUGGAGAUUGGGUACCCAAUCCGCUAGAACUCGCCAACAGGCAGCUGAUUUAAUCGCAAAAAUUGCAGGUGUUAUGAAAUUGUGUGGAGAAGAACAAAUGCUUGGACAUCUUGGCCUUUACCUUUACGAAUACCUUGGUGAAGAGUAUCCGGAGGUCUUGGGAAGCAUUUUGGGUGCUCUAAAGGCAAUUGUGAGUGUGGUUGGAAUGACACAAAUGACUCCUCCAAUAAAGGACUUGCUUCCAAGGUUAACUCCGAUUUUAAAGAACAGACAUGAGAAGGUCCAGGAAAACGUGAUUGAGUUGAUUGGUAGAAUUGCUGAUAGGGGAGGUGAUUUGGUAUCUCCCAAGGAGUGGGAUCGCAUUUGUUUUGAUCUUUUAGAUCUUUUAAAGGCUAACAAAAAGAGCAUUAGAAGGGCCACAGUCAACACUUUUGGUUACAUUGCAAGAACGAUUGGACCUCACGAUGUCCUGUCUACCCUUUUGAAUCAUCUAAAGGUACAAGAACGUCAGUUGCGUAUUUGUACAACAAUUGCUAUUGCCAUUGUAGCUGAAACGUGUCUUCCCUACUCUGUUCUUCCAGCCAUGAUGAAUGAGUACAGGGUUCCGGAUCAGAAUGUGCAAACUGGUAUUCUCAAGGCUCUGUGUUUUAUGUUUGAGUACAUUGGUGAGAUGGCAAAGGAUUACAUUUACGCCAUCACUCCACUGCUGGAAGAUGCCCUCAUGUGUAGGGAUUUAGUACAUCGACAAACCGCUGCAUGGACCUGCAAACAUUUGGCUUUGGGAGUCUUUGGACUAAACUGCGAGGACGCUCUCAUUCACCUUUUAAAUUACGUUUGGCCAAACGUGUUCGAGACUUCACCACAUUUGACUCAAUCCGUCUUUGAUGCCAUUGACGGUUUCAGGGUUUCCCUCGGACCUGCAAUACUUUUUAACUACACCGUACAGGGACUCUUUCAUCCUGCUCGCAAGGUGAGAGAGGCUUACUGGAGAGUGUACAAUAAUCUGUACAUUGGCCAUCAAGACGCAAUGGUCCCGCUAUAUCCACUCAUCAAGGAGGGAGUUGAACAAAGGCACCAAGCAGAGGAGCUGCUUUAUAUGCUCUAG